AAAAUGUAUUGGAUUAUCAUUUAAUUUCAACCGAAGGUAAUAAUAGAUAAUUCCUGUAAUCAUCUACUAUACAAAUCCUAUGCGUUUCCAAGCAUAUAAAAGCCCGAGCACUCGCUCAUGUUGAACAGAAGAGUUUUCAGCUUUGAACGUUUACACAUUAAAUUACGAAAUGGCAGCACAUGAUGAAAAUCCGGGAGGUAAUACUCCCCCCAGAGUUAGAACUCCCGUGGUAAAAAAUAAAAACAGCGACGGCAAUAAAAAAUUAUUAUCGAAUAUUCGUGUUACUUCCAACCGGGAAACCAUACUUCUGGAAAAUGGUUCAGUUGUAAAUCGCCCAUCGCUAAGUGCUCCCGACAAUGGCCGUGGUUCGCAGAAGGAACGCCAAAUAACCAGGAUGAUGAAGAAGAUAGAAAAGAAUAAAAAACCAGCCGCUAACUCCCCCAGUACAAGCGCGGAUAUGAAGCCCAGUACAAGCACGAAUCUGGACCCCACAACAAGUGCGAAUCCGAAUACGAACGCCAACCAAUGAAUCUAUGCGGUCGUAUAAUCCAAUAUUUUAAAUUUUCUUCAAUGCAUUGGUUUAAUGUCUUGUCUACUUUUAUAAUAUUUUUAUUUUUGUCACUAUUUUUUACUAAUAUAAUUGAGCGGUUUUAUAUUUUCCGCAUGUAGGAUAUUAUCUAUAGAAAUAAUUGUUAUUAUGAAAAAUACCAUUUUUUUUUAUUAUACUGUAUUAAUUUGAAUAAAAUAAACCGACGCAUUUUAA
Microplitis mediator is the source of this 763-nucleotide messenger RNA. RefSeq lists its product as uncharacterized. The transcript has 3 exons. Lineage: Eukaryota; Metazoa; Arthropoda; Insecta; Hymenoptera; Braconidae. Bases 170 to 529 code for a protein of 119 amino acids. The record is from RefSeq and is a predicted model, not a curated record.